This is a messenger RNA of Frankliniella occidentalis (western flower thrips), 884 nucleotides long. It is a transcript of the gene Trs23, whose product is annotated as trafficking protein particle complex subunit 4. Gene Ontology annotation, cellular component: TRAPP complex. NCBI's taxonomy places the organism in Eukaryota, Metazoa, Arthropoda, Insecta, Thysanoptera, Thripidae. The record is from RefSeq and is a predicted model, not a curated record. Bases 143 to 805 code for a protein of 220 amino acids. The transcript is spliced from 4 exons. Gene Ontology annotation, biological process: endoplasmic reticulum to Golgi vesicle-mediated transport.
UCAACUUGACUGCCCAGCAUCCUGCCCUAACCUCCGUAAUUGUGACAUUUUAUCAGAUUUCAAAACAAACUUGUGAUCUUGUUUCGCUCAAACUUAAGAGCUUUUUGUUUGUCGCAUUGCACACCAUUCCGGAAAAAAAAAUAUGGUGAUUUAUAGUGUUUACAUUGUCUCAAAGUCAGGGGGGCUCAUUUUUAAUUAUGAUCAUAGUGUUCCAAAAAUUGAAACUGAAAAGACUUACAGCUUUCCCCUGGAGCACAAACUCGUUUAUCAAAAUAAACAGAUUGUUGUGGCUUUUGGACAAAGAAAUGGCGUUAUGGUUGGUCAUGUUCUUCUUGGUGUUAAUGGAGCCCCUGUCAAUGGACGUACAAUAGAAGACGAAAAGAAUCCAAGAGAUGCCUUUGAGGUCCUUGAAAAUCCUGAGAACUAUCCUAUCAAUCUCAAGUUUGGAAGGCCUAAAAUGUCAACCAACGAAAAGAUUUUUCUUGCAAGUAUGUUUUACCCACUUUUUGCAAUUGCUAGUCAGCUGAGUCCUCAACCAAGAACAUCAGGUAUUCAAAGCCUGGAGGCUGACACAUUUCGUCUCUAUUGUUUUCAGACUCUUACUGGUGUCAAAUUUAUACUUAUUGUGGAGCCUUCUCAGACAGGAGCUGACUUGUUACUGCAUAGAAUUUAUGAACUUUAUGCUGAUUAUGCCUUAAAAAAUCCAUUCUAUUCUCUUGAAAUGCCUAUUCGCUGUGACCUCUUUGAGAGCAACCUUCAAAGUUUAUUAGAACAGUCUGAAAAAGCAGGCAUUAGUAGUGUUUAAAUUAAGCUCUUUAUAAAACUUGUUGUACAUGUUUUUAUUAUACCACAUUUUUUAAUGAAAUAUAUUGUUUAUAAAGGUU